Molecule: messenger RNA, 195 nt
Organism: Racocetra fulgida
Lineage: Eukaryota; Fungi; Glomeromycota; Glomeromycetes; Diversisporales; Gigasporaceae
Source: the annotation of a GenBank genome assembly
AUGGAAUGUUUGGAAUAUAAUGCUAUUACCAGUAUACCAAAUGAUCGUUCUUCAAUUAAAUCUAAUACUAUUGCUGCUCAUAAAUCAUCUGAAACUCCAAUAGUGAUUAUUGAUGAUGAUACAGAAAGUAAUUCGGAUGACAAGGAAAAGCAACCCAAUUGCAAAGAUGAUAAAAAAGUUACUAGCAUUAAAAGG